GAACGCUGUGUAACAGCUGCUGCUUGGCAGCCAGCGGGUGAGAGAGAACAAGUAGGGAAAUAGAUGACUAGACCCAGAUAGGUGGCUAGAAAUAAGCACAAGAGGGAUCAGAAAGAAACGGGAAUCAAAAUAAAUAGAGAAAGAGAGAUAGCAAGAUAGACACCCAGAGGGAAAGAGACCAAAAUAGGCAGAAGUACUGAGAGACGAAAGGCGAUCAAGCCAGAUCCAGACCCAGAAAGGGAUCAGCAUAAGUAGUCAGCAAGAGAAAAAUAGAGGGUUGGGGAGAAAAGAGAUAAAUGUGGUUUAAUAGAGAGUGACAGAAGAGGAGGUGAGUGGAGAGCAAGAAGAAAUGAAUCAUGGAUUAGAGAGGAGGGACACGGAAACAGAGAGAAAGGUGACCGUGUACAGUAACUAGGACAUAUUCUAUAUAAAUAUGUACAUGCCAUACAUGCACACAGAGGUAGAGGGGGCUAAUUACAUAAGGUAAGACGAGAGAGCAUAGUUCUUCAUACACCCAGAGAAGUGGGAGAUAAAAAACCCCAUACACACACAGAAAUAAACUCUCCACUCAGAGAGAAAGGGGAUAAAGAGAAAGAGAGCUUAAUAACAGGCAGAAAGAGCAGAGAGCUUACUCUUAAAAGACCUCCAAAGACUCUCUAAUGAGGCUGAGGCUGUCAGUAUAACUCUGAUCAAUUAGUGACCAAGAGCUGGUUUGAUCAUCUGUGGAAAGGGCAGGGGGACAUGUUCUCAGCACUGCGAUCUCUUUAACUGGAAAUGCUCCCCAAACACAGCAAGAAGCUAGAAGUCAAAGCUUCACAGACAGAACAGUCGAAGGAUAGGAGAUUGGAGCCCCGGCUGCUCUCUUGAAGCUCUUCAAUGGCAGAGGAAGCGGUGAUCUCUAUCUAUGGACCAUUGAAGGUAAAGGGGAGGCUGAGAUUAAAAGCUGGCAGAAGUGGAAAGGAAAAGAUUUCUAAAUGAGAGCAUUAGCGUGAGCCACUCGGAGAGACGUUUAUCUGCUGCAUGCAGGAAAGUGUAAACUUUUGAUACAUAUUGAAGUCUGAAGGGGCUGGGGGAAAAAAAUCCUACAUCUGAACUAAAACAGCGAAGCGUGCGGGAGCUGAUUAAAAUGACACCGAAUAUUAACCCAAGAGAAAGGUAUGGUGUAACUUUUCUCUCCAGGGGUUUAAGAGCCAGGCCAAGCAGUGGUAGAAAAAUGAUUGUUGCUUAACACAAUUUCAUGCUGAAAUAAAUAUUGCAUUGUAGAAGACAGAAUCAGACAGUUUGGACAUUUUGUACGGCGUCAAGAAAUUGAAGGGUACAGAAACGAUUGUUUUUCUAUGUAAUGUUUUGCUAUUAAAACUCCAUGGGAGAACAGAUUUUAAAUAAGAAAAGCAAGAAGAGUCCAAUUUGACGCGUGCGGUGCUGGAAAUGCUGGAAGAGCCUACAGGGUUAAUACAGUGCUCCGAAGUCCUGAAACAGACAGGAUACAAAACACAGGCUCCUAAUUGCUCCUACUCCAGUUCGGAAGCUGGCAUUGGCUAGUGGACUUUGGAUUGCGAUCCUCCAUUCUGAGCCCACCGGCAUGAUCUUCCUUUCUGAAUCUACCUGCUGACUAAGUUCACCUCCUCCUGGUUCAAAUGAGGAGUCAGGGUUCCAGAUGAACAUAUGCAGACCAGGAAGAAAUACAUUUUCAUAACUUUCUUUGCCUCUUGGCUUCUGCUUUUCUACUUUGGAGGAGACCAAAUAAAACGGCUGGCCUUCCUCUCCAGAAAGAAAGCCGCAGUGCUGAAGAACUGGCCCCGCUGGACGGACAGGUCCCUCCUCGAGAGCUUUGCAGAUCCCGAAGAACUUCAGAGCGAUGGAGGCCACCACAAACAAUCCGCCAAAGCCAGAAGGGAGUCGAGAAUUAACAUCUAUAAGCACAGCAGGUGCCGCAUGGAAACUUGCUUUGAUUUUUCCAGGUGUGAGAAACAUGGUUUCAAGGUCUUUGUCUACCCCGUGGAGAGAGAGGACCCGGUCUCAGAAAGUUACCUCAAAAUAAUCACAUCCAUUGAGGAGUCCCGAUACUACACCUCCAACCCAGAAGAAGCCUGCCUCUUUAUCCUAAAUAUUGAUACUUUGGAUAGAGAUCAUCUCUCCAUCCAGUAUGUCCACAACAUCAACGAUAAAAUCCAAGGUUUCCCUCUAUGGAAUGACGGCCGGAACCAUCUGAUAUUUAAUCUUUACUCAGGCACCUGGCCGAAUUACACCGAGGAUCUGGGCUUUGACAUUGGACAGGCCAUCCUGGCCAAGGCAAGUUUUUAUGUUGAGAACUUCAGGCCCGGCUUUGAUAUCUCCAUUCCUUUGUUUUCGAAGGAGCAUCCUCAGAAGGGUGGGGAGAGGGGCUGGCUGUACCAGAACUCUGUGCCUCCUAAGAAAAAGUACAUGCUGGCUUUUAAAGGGAAAAGGUACCUGACUGGCAUUGGCUCUGACACCAGGAAUGCAUUACAUCAUAUCCAUAAUGGCAAGGAUAUCAUCUCCCUGACCACCUGCAAACAUGGCAAAGACUGGGAGAAACACAAGGACACGCGCUGUGACAAAGAUAACUCGGACUAUGAAAAGUUUGACUAUCAGGAGUUGCUCCACAACUCCACCUUCUGCAUCAUCCCUCGCGGCAGGCGGCUGGGCUCCUUCCGCUUCCUGGAAGCGCUGCAGGCUGCUUGCAUCCCCGUGCUGCUCAGUAACGGCUGGGAGCUGCCGUUCUCCGAAGUGAUCGACUGGAGUAAAUCGGCCAUUGUCGGGGACGAGAGGCUCCUCCUGCAGAUUCCUUCCACCGUUCGCUGUAUCCACAGUGACAAGAUCCUGGCGUUCCAGCAGCAAACCCAGUUCCUGUGGGAAGCAUAUUUCUCCUCCGUGGAGAAAAUAGUGCAAACCACCCUUGAGAUAAUAAAGGAUCGGCUGUUUCAUCGAGAAUCCCGCCCCAAGUUCGUGUGGAACACGCUGCCUGGGGGGCUGCUGGCUCUGCCGGAGUAUUCCACCCACCUCGGCGACUUCCCUUUCUACCACCUGCAGCACGGGUCCAGCCCCUCCGGCAAGUUCACAGCUUUCAUCCGGGCCGUCUCCCCCGUGGUCUCCCUCUCCCAGCCCAUCCUCAAACUCAUCCAGGCCGUCUCCAGAUCCCAGCACUGCGCCCAGAUCCUAGUCCUGUGGAGCUGCGAGAAGCCGCCCCCGCCGAGGGGGAGAUGGCCCCAGACAGCAGUGCCUUUGACAGUCAUUCACGGCCGGCGGAAAGUAAGCGACCGUUUCUUCCCGUACUCGGCCAUCGGGACAGAUGCGGUGCUGAGCCUGGAUGAACACACCAGCCUGUCGACCAGCGAGAGCACCAUGGAAUGUGCAGCCACCUCUCGGGUGGAACGUGGCAGCUGUUUAACAGGGCGCAGCAACUCUACAGAUCAUGUGAUGUGCCGAGUGCCCUCAACUCCCAGGGCCUUCUAAAGCAGGCUCACCAUCGCAGGAUCAGGCCCCAGUUGAGGGCAGGAGGGGCAAAUAAACUAUGGGGGAAUUGAGAUAGACCCUGUAAUAAUAAUCAAGCUAGAAUUUGGCCAGGACUUUGGGGUUAAUACUCACCUCUUACAAAAAGUGCCCCCGGCCCUGAACAACCAGCAUCUCCCCAGCACAGCACCCCAUGCCAGGUCAUUGGCACUUCCCACACUAGGGCACCAGAUCUCCCGGGCUAACCAGGGCUGGGCUGGGCGAGUACUUGAAUAAGAGACCUCCAGGAAAAACCCAGAUGGCAGCAUGCCACCUCCUGAAUCACCCACGCCUCUCGCUGAGACACCUGGCUGGGCCCGGCAGGCCCUUCGCCCAAGUACGCGCCCGGCCCAAGGGCGCUUACCGCGUGCAAUGCGGCAGGCUCACGUGGCAGCAGGCAGCCUGGCCUGCACGCCAAGGACUGAGGCAUUGCGUUUCUGCUCUUAGCUGGUUGGGGUGUGGCUUGGGGUAGAGGAGCCAUGUUCUCAAAAGGAGUGGGGAGGUGCAGGUUGCUUGGCGCAAGGCGUCGAGGCUUGGAGAGGUACAGAGGGCAUUUUGAAGAGGUGUCUGAUCUUCGCAGAGAAUAGCAAUGAUGGUAAAGACCUAGUGGGUCAAAUCCAGACCGCCUCUGUCCCAGCCAGGGUAGCUCUGCUCUCCACAGUGUUCUCCUCCAAAUGAUGGAGGCAUUUGAUUCUGGAUCUGCUGCUUAUCGGCCCUGCCCUGGUGGUGAACUCUCCCUGUCUGGCU
Messenger RNA from Chrysemys picta bellii (western painted turtle), 4257 nucleotides. NCBI's taxonomy places the organism in Eukaryota, Metazoa, Chordata, Testudines, Emydidae. The record is from RefSeq and is a predicted model, not a curated record.